Trichobilharzia regenti is the source of this 885-nucleotide messenger RNA. NCBI's taxonomy places the organism in Eukaryota, Metazoa, Platyhelminthes, Trematoda, Strigeidida, Schistosomatidae. The record is from the annotation of a GenBank genome assembly.
CAUAUUACCAAGUAAUUAAUUUGACUGAUCAGUGGUUAGUGGUUUCAACUGGUUUUAGACUGUAAACAGACGAAUAGACACAGUGCACUCCACAAAGAAAUUCUGUAGUUAAAUGAAAACACAUGAUAUCUCUAGUCUUAUUUAUCUGGGCACUUUCAUAACUAGUGCUGAGUUACCCCGGUCUGAUUUAGCAAUUACUGUGAUCUUGUGCUUCCUCAAACAUGUUGGAGAUGAUAUUUCUUGUUGUGAUAAGUUCUUUCUCACUUUAUUCCGAUGUUUUAUUUUUGGUGAACAUAGUCCUCUGAUUUGCUCAGCAAUUGAUUACCCACUGAGUUUAUUCAUCUCCUCAGUUUCUAAUCUGUCAUUGGCUACGUUGAAGUUCAGUCCCUUCUCGAACGUUUUCGUUUCACCAGAGUUUAAUGCCCUUGUUGAGAGGUUCAUCACCCACUUUGCUUUGACGAUAGUUAACAAUGAUACAUUGGUAACUUGUAACGUCUUAACAGGAUGCUUUCCUUCCAGUAAAUUGUUGAAUAUUUUAAUUUGAACUUAUUGAAAUAAAUAGAAAAAUCUAAUUACAUCCAGCCAAGGCUGUUUUAUCCACGUAAAAAAAUAAAAUAAAUUCAUACAUUUGCCGCUAGCAUGUUGACUGUUAAACAACAUCCAAGGCAUAACGUGACACAGCCACCCAGCUAGGAAGUCACAUCUUACAGAUUUUCUUUGACCAGUCUAUUCACAUUCUCGUCUCUCAUCAAUACUUCCAUGAAUCUAUCUAAACAAGUGACCUUCAAAAGAGUCUGAGUAUUUGUCUACAGGAUGUCAUGUGGCAGAGUAAGAGAAGUUAUAAGAAAACAGUCUGAAUGAAAUGUGAACAUGUGACAUUUUUCA